CCACAUCUCAUUAAUGAGCCUGAGCACCGCGCGGAUCAAGGGGUUUACACAUCCAAGCUGCAUUUGCCGUCAGCUGACCUAAUCUGCAACAGGUAUAUCACUGACGACGAAGAGGGACGACGUGUUUCCAAACGGAAUCUAUUUGUAAAGCUAAAUUGACGCGAGCGAGGCUUUUUGCGGCAAAGGACAUUAUACUGCAGCAGCUGAACUUCCAUUUGGAGGCGAAGGCAGCGAGCGGAGAGGCGGCUGCAGCCAUGGAGGUCGCAGCGGCUGACCAGUCUCGGUGGAUGGCGCACCAUCACGCGGUGCUGAACGGCCAGCACCCGGACUCUCACCACCACGGCCUGAGCCACAACUACAUGGAGCCCAUGGCGCCUUUGCUGCCCCAGGACGAAGUUGACAUGUUUCUGAACCACUUGGACUCGCAAGGGAACCCGUACUACACCAACUCCCGGGCCAGGGUCACAUACAGCCAAGCGCACGCUCGUCUGACCGGGAACCAGGUCUGCCGGCCGCACCUCAUCCACAGCCCGGGCAUCCCGUGGCUGGACCCGGGCAAAGCGGCGCUGUCCGCGGCCGCGCACCACCACAACGCGUGGGCGGUGGGCCACUUCAGCAAGCCCGGCCUGCACCCCGCGGGCUCCGGCUACCCCUGCAGCAGCAGCGCGGGCACGGCCUCCGUGUCCUCGCUCACGCCGGCCUCCCACUCCAGCCCGCACCUCUACAGCUUCCCCCCGACCCCUCCCAAAGACGUGUCCCCGGACCCCGGCCCCACGUCUCCCACCUCCACCUCCACCCGCAUGGACGAGAAGGAGUCGAUCAAGUACCACGCGCAGCUGCCCGACGGCAUGAAGAUGGAGAGCUGCAGCCCUCUGCGCGGCGGCCUGGCCUCCAUGAACGGCCAGGCUCCGGCCACGCACCACCCCAUCCCCACCUACCCGGCCUACUCCCUGCCCGCGCCCCACGACUACAGCGGGAGCCUCUUCCACCCCGGCAGCCUGCUCGGCGGCUCGUCCUCCAGCUUCACCCCCAAAUGCAAGAGCAAAGCCCGGUCGAGCUCAGAGGGUCGUGAAUGUGUGAACUGCGGGGCCACGUCCACCCCUCUCUGGCGGCGGGACGGCACCGGACACUACCUGUGCAACGCCUGUGGACUGUACCACAAAAUGAACGGCCAGAACCGACCACUGAUCAAGCCCAAACGGAGACUGUCUGCUGCUAGACGUGCAGGCACCUGUUGUGCAAACUGCCAGACCACCACCACCACCCUGUGGAGGCGCAAUGGGAAUGGAGACCCGGUCAACAGACCCUUGACCAUGAAGAAGGAGGGCAUCCAGACUCGCAACCGCAAGAUGUCCAGCAAGUCCAAGAGGAACAAACGAGCAGUGGACGGCUUUGACGAGCUGUCCAAGUGCAUGCAGGACAAGGCCUCUCCCUUUGGAGGGGCACCCGGCCUCACCAGCCACAUGACUCACAUGGGUCACCUUCCCCCCUUUGGCCACUCAGGACACAUGCUACCCACUCCCACGCCCAUUCACCCUUCAUUCGGUCACCCCCACCACUCCAAUCGCUCGCCAGUCUGGGCUGAACCUCACUGAGGGGCCCCCACAUCCCAGACACCCUUUCGCCUGUAGGAGCCGUAACAUCGCCAUAAACACUAAAUGGCUUCCGCUUCACUUUGAAAGCCGAGCAGACUUGUGUCGUGUCCACUGGUUGGAGGGAAGCGACGUUCAGUGGGGCUGAAUAACUGAGGGACGCGUCAUGCCUGGCCUCGAUGAUGGGACGCUGCGGAGAGAGCUGGACUUUAGCGCACUCUGCGUAGAGCUAAUGUGACGAGGGCUUUGCUAGUCCCCGGGUGAACGGGGCUAACAGGAAAGGAGUGAAUAGAGAUGCUUGUCAUUCUUUUUUGCUUAUUUUUACUGAGUCACUUUGGUACCCACCUCUCCCUGACCCUGUAACAGGAGACUCAAGAGAGGUCUUAAAAGAACCGCUGUUUUCACCUCAUGACCAUAUCGUUAUAUACUGAGAUACAUGCCCCCUCCACCCCCCCCCCCCCC
Molecule: messenger RNA, 2054 nt
Organism: Menidia menidia (Atlantic silverside)
Lineage: Eukaryota; Metazoa; Chordata; Actinopteri; Atheriniformes; Atherinopsidae
Source: the annotation of a GenBank genome assembly